Salvia splendens (bonfire salvia) is the source of this 1140-nucleotide messenger RNA. RefSeq names its product MDIS1-interacting receptor like kinase 2. The coding region runs from base 1 to 1140 and encodes 379 amino acids. Gene Ontology annotation, molecular function: protein kinase activity; ATP binding. Gene Ontology annotation, biological process: protein phosphorylation. The transcript is spliced from 4 exons. NCBI's taxonomy places the organism in Eukaryota, Viridiplantae, Streptophyta, Magnoliopsida, Lamiales, Lamiaceae. The record is from RefSeq and is a predicted model, not a curated record.
AUGGGUGCUGUCUUUGCUAGUAAUGCUAUUAUCAUUAUUAUGAGCAUCGGCGUAUUGUUGAGUAAUGUAGUUGCAGCAAAUGUUUCAAAGUCGAGCAUGGAAUUGAAGGCGUUGACGGAUUUCGGUUGGCCUCAUGACAACUCCACUGCUCAUCAGUGUCGAUGGAAAGGUAUCACUUGUGAUGAUCAUGGUCGCGUUGCAGAGUUAAGCAUGCACUCUCAAGUAGGAUUCAAUGAUGAACUUUGGUGUCAUGAUCUUGGCUAUGUGAAUCCGCUUGUGCUCGCAUCUCUCACUAGCAUUCUUAUCCAAACUUACUCAUCUCAUUAUGUCAUACAAUCGACUCCAAAAUACUGCAUUGGAGCUGGCGCCUAUGGGAGCGUCUACAGAGCUAUACUGCCCACUGGAAGAGUUGUUGCUGUUAAGAAGCUUCACAGAUUUGAAGGAGAUAAUCCUACUUUUGACUCCUCUUUUAGGAAUGAAGCCAAGCUUCUCUCUCAGAUUCGCCAUCGCCAUAUUGUCAACCUUUUUGGUUUUUGUCUGCACCAACUGAGCAUGUUUCUCAUCUACGACUACAUGGAAAGAGGAAGCCUCAUUAGCGUGUUGAAGGAUGAAGAUGAAGCUGUUGAGUUAGAUUGGAAGAAGAGAGUAACUGUGGUGAAGGGCAUUGCCAAUGCACUCUCUUACAUGCAUCGCGAUUCUAGAUUAUUGGAUCCGGAUUCAUCUAAUCAGACUCUACUUGUGGGAACUCGGGGCUAUAUUGCACCAGAGUUGGCAUUCACACUGGCGGUUACAGAAAAAUGUGAUAUGUGUACUUUUAGAGUGUUGGCAUUGGAAGUCAUGUUUGGAGAUCAUCCGGGGAAUUUCAUAUCCUCCUUGACGACGAUGAAGAGAUUCACGCAGUUUGCUCAAAACAUGAUGGUGCAACAACUCUUGGACAAGAGGCUACCAUCUCUAGACGAAGAUGUAAGAUCGUCGAGGGAAGUGGCUGGAGUGAUGAAAACAAAACUCAAAUACAUAAGCUGUGAUCCAAAGUCGCGGCCGUGUAUGAAGGAUGUGUCUCAGGAGCUCGCUAAGCAUCCACCACGGUUGCCAAUGCCAUUCCGCUCAAUAUCAGUGCUUCAUCUCAUGCAUCUAGAUUGA